AGAAAAAAGCAAGCAAAAGAAAAAAAAAAUCAAUCCGUCAAAUGCAUGUUAUAUGUUUAACAUGAGUUGUGUGCGCGGAUUAAAGUGUUGGAUUUGAUGUCUUUACCUUUCCAAUAACCCGGUGCAUUUUAGAAAUGCAUUAUAAUAUACAUGCAUGUGCUGUGACGGUCUAAUUCACUGUCAUUUAGCUGGUCAGCGCGUGCUCUGGUGUGAUGGUUUCUAUUUUGACCUUGAAUAUGCAGCUCUAAUGCAGCGAAACGAGGAUUAAGGGACGGAAUAUUUGGCAGAAACGCUCUUCAUCUUGUUACGAUCGUCUAUUCUGAUUAAAAUUUGAUCAAAGGUUGAGUUCAUAAAUCCAUCAGGCUCGCUGUAUCUGUCGCAUUCUCGGCCCGAUUUUCAUGGGAAUAUAUUUGGCAUCGUAGAAACCCUCGAGAGCUCAAAACAUGCAGGAUGAUUUACUGAUGGACAAAAGCAAAGCUCAGCCUUACCAGCACCAAGACCCGUCAAAUACAGAGCCUCCAUCCACCCCGACCCCCUCCGAGCCUCCGAUCCUGGACGAGCAGAACCACGUCGGUCACUCCGAGCGGGUCGCCAUGGAGUCUCCGGUAUUACCGGGUCUGGGUUUCCCUCAGGAAUCCUCUCUCUCACCGUCGUUCGGCAGCACCUGGUCCACAAACACGGUGGACGAGGGCUAUUUCCAAGGGAUUCCGUCGGUAAACGGCACGAUGCUUUUUCAGAACUUUCCCCAUCACGUCAACCCGGUGUUCGGGGGUAGUUUUUCUCCGCAGAUGAGACGAUCACCGAUGAGUUUGAACCAGAGGAACCCCUACAGCCACCAGACCCUCAUCAAUAAAGUGUCCGCGUCGUCCGCUUCUUCGUCCGCCUGGAAUAAUCACCAGAACGCGGCGUGGAGCUCCGCGGCGAACCCCUGGAGCGGCAGAGACCCGCGGCAGAGAGCGCUCGGGCUGGGCGUCCCGUCUCCGCUCAACCCCAUCUCCCCGACGAAGAAGCCCUUCCCGAGCAAUGUCAUCGCGCCUCCGAAAUACCAGAGACCCGGGGCCAUGCAGAAACCCUGGAUGAUCUCAGAGCCUCCAGAACCCUUUAGAACCGACAACAGCAACAACAUGCUGCCAUUUCAGGAACGGAAUCGACCCUUUGACCCGUUCAGCUUGCAAACUUUGGAGAAUUCCUUAAUGGACAUGAUUAUGACCGACCAUGACAAAGGUAAACAUCACCCUGCCGCUGGCCCACCAAUGACUAUCGCUGAUAUUUUAUGGAGGAAUCAUUUUGCAGGUCGCAUGGGUCUCAACUUUCACCAUCCUGUAGCUGAACAUAUAUUACCACCGAACACCAGGAGUUAUGGUCGCAGAAGAGGUCGCUCUUCACUGUUUCCUUUCGAGGACGGCUUCUUGGACGAGGGUCACGGGGAUCCAGCGCUGACCCCUGGCCUGAGCUCUCCCAGCCGCUGUCAGAACGGAGAGAGGAUGGAGCGCUACUCCAGGAAGGUGUUUGUCGGUGGACUGCCGCCUGACAUCGAUGAAGAUGAAAUCACCAACAGUUUCCGUCGCUACGGUCACCUGGUGGUGGACUGGCCUCAUAAAGCAGAAAGCAAAUCCUAUUUUCCUCCUAAAGGUUAUGCUUUCCUGCUCUUCCAGGAGGAGAGUUCGGUCCAGGCCCUCAUUGACGCCUGCAUCGAGGAGGAUGGGAAACUCUACCUGUGUGUCUCGAGUCCCACUAUUAAAGAUAAACCAGUCCAGAUUCGCCCGUGGAACCUGAGUGACAGUGAUUUCGUGAUGGACGGCUCUCAGCCUCUUGACCCACGCAAAACCAUCUUUGUGGGAGGCGUUCCACGACCUCUACGUGCAGUGGAGCUGGCUAUGAUCAUGGACCGACUGUAUGGAGGUGUGUGUUACGCUGGCAUUGACACUGACCCAGAACUCAAAUACCCCAAAGGGGCGGGCAGAGUGGCCUUCUCCAAUCAGCAGAGCUACAUCGCUGCCAUCAGCGCCAGAUUCGUCCAGCUGCAGCAUAAUGACAUUGACAAACGGGUGGAGGUGAAACCGUACGUGCUGGACGAUCAGAUGUGUGAUGAAUGUCAGGGCGCUCGCUGCGGAGGAAAAUUCGCCCCUUUUUUCUGUGCCAACGUCACCUGUCUGCAGUAUUACUGCGAGUACUGCUGGGCGAGCAUCCACUCGCGCGCCGGCCGUGAGUUCCACAAACCGCUGGUGAAGGAAGGUGGAGACCGACCUCGACACGUGUCCUUCCGCUGGAGCUGAUGACGAGCGGCACAUCACCCUCUCCACCCAACAAACACCUUCAACACCAUUACCAGUAACCACUCACGGAUCACCCCUUUUACAAAACAAAUAUCAUGAUAUCUCUGUCAAGUAUACUCUCUGCUUACGAACAUUUAGGAAAAUAUGAAUUGUGAGUCUGCGCGCUCAAACGUUGCACUUUGGCACAAACAGUCGAUGUUAACGCUUAUCAGGAUGUUGUGCUUUAAUUCUCUCGUUUUCCUGCGUUUGAUCGGUUUAGUCCUCCAUAUAGGUAACAUUAGGCAGUGUGAGACAAUAUAUACAGUAUAUAAUAUAUACAUUUACAAAAAGGAUAUAUUUUUAUUUUAUAUGUAUCUAUAUACACAUAGAUAAUACAUUUUGGGUGUCAGACUUUUUAAAGGAGCAUGCACUUAUUGUGAUAAAAGAGUGAUAGGAAAUUCUCCUUUAGAUGAUAAAAAAAAAAAAAAAAAGAAUUACCAAAGGUAAAAUUGAAUUCAUUAAGCAAAUCAUGUCAGGUGAGCUGUUAAAAAACACCCAAGGUAUUCAAGUAAACAACCAUUUGCUCUCCAUGUUGAAAUGAAUAGUAAUACCUCAUGCAUGCAUCUCUUUUCGUUCGCUCCGACUUUUUAGGCUUACAUUUUUUUACGAGUUUUUUGGUAUUAUCAACAUGUAAUGCUGCAAUAGCUUUGCUGCUAAAUCUCUGGUAUGAACCCAUACCAUCAUACUUUAUUCAGGCGAACGAGCGCUCCGAGGGGUCUGCACCGAAACUGCAUGUAAACGAAUCUGCGAUGCAUGCUGUAGAAUCGGGCAUCACUUUCAUUUCCCCACAAGAUCGGCCAGGUGACCGUGCUGCGGAGCUCUUCAGGACACGUGGUGAUGGGGAAACAUAUAAGAUGGGAGGGAAAAUUACGUCUCGAUGCAUUUGCGUCCGCUUGCAAAAAUUUUGUUCCCUCAGAAAAGUAUUGCGUUUCCCUCAAUAAACUUUGCAUUCUCUCACAAAAGUAUUACGUUCACAUUUGCGUUUGCUUGAAAAACAUUUUCGGUCGCUCAUAAAACAAUUGCGUUUGAUUGAAAAAUAUUUUUGUUCGCUCACGAAAGAUU
Molecule: messenger RNA, 3377 nt
Organism: Pimephales promelas (fathead minnow)
Lineage: Eukaryota; Metazoa; Chordata; Actinopteri; Cypriniformes; Leuciscidae
Gene: cpeb3
Product: cytoplasmic polyadenylation element binding protein 3
Biological process (GO): negative regulation of cytoplasmic translation
Cellular component (GO): neuron projection; synapse; cytoplasm
Molecular function (GO): ribosome binding; translation factor activity, RNA binding; mRNA regulatory element binding translation repressor activity
Source: RefSeq, a predicted model, not a curated record